Messenger RNA from Paracoccidioides brasiliensis Pb18, 2136 nucleotides. RefSeq lists its product as uncharacterized. The transcript has 4 exons. Gene Ontology annotation, biological process: regulation of GTPase activity; signal transduction. The record is from RefSeq and is a predicted model, not a curated record. The coding region runs from base 1 to 2136 and encodes 711 amino acids. Gene Ontology annotation, cellular component: cytoplasm.
AUGACUAAUUCACACAGUUCGCAGCGAGGGAGCCCGUCUUCACAGUCCUCUCUACCAGCUGUGCUGAUUUACUCUCGCUUACCGUUCUCCAACUUUCCUCAAUCCUACGGAUUCCCUCAAGGGAAGGCUCAAAAGUUCUUCUUUUCCGACCACGUUUCCACCACUCACACGAAGCCUGCACGUAAAAACAACACUCCCUUCAUAACGAUGCCGAAAAAACCUUUUCAAGCUCCCCCCUUACAGCUGGGGUCAUCUAACUUCAAUGAACCCUCUCACGACAACUCACCUUUGAGCCCGAACGCUUUGAGCCCAUUAAGCCCCACGUCUCCUAGGUCUCCUGCCUUGCAAUUUCCCAAAGGUUCUACCAUCCAGCCAUUGACGGGGAAGAAGUCACCCGCUCCCCAAUCACCUUGCCUGUCCACUUGUGAAGCAAAUAACGAAGUGCAACUAACUCUAGGUAUAACUGCAAUGCCGCCAUUUUUACCCUCUCCCAAUGAAACUACGAAGCAUGGGCGAGACCCGUCGAGGUCGUUCUUCUCCAACCUCAAGGCAUCGAAGUCAAGUCAUCGACUUCAAUCUUCGGAUGGUUACGAAAAGCCUCCGGCUGAUACGCUCCCCUCAAGUCGAGGUAGUUCAAAAGAUAGGGCGGCAACUGUAUCAAGUCGAGGUUGGAAUGGCUCCUCAUCAGAUCUUCCAGAACUAUCUGGACGGGUUGAAAGAGCAAACGGCAACCGGAGUGACGACCAAGCCUCAAGCAAGCAAAGCGUGGCCGAAGGUCCUUGUUUAGCCAACAAAAAGAGUAAACCUCGCUUUGCUAAUAUUCUUACCCGAACACGAUCCAUUAGAGUCGACGAUUCCUCCGCGCCUGGCAAAAACUAUUCCCCCCAACGGCGACCAUCAAAUGGAUUACUACGGCUAGAGGAAAUAAGCAACAGCAAUAAAGAUUCCCAACCACCUUUGAAAACCGCCCCGUUGCAGCCAGACAAAAUGUUCAAGGACGUGAUGGGCUCCUCGGUUAGGAAUCGAUCGGUUGAUCGCGCAGCUGAUGAUGUCCUUGCUAAAAGCCAACGUGGAGCCCAUGGGGGGUCAAUGGCUCCUUCGUCAUCAUUGAGUCAAGUUUCUGGCGCUUCGUUAUUUAACAAUCUGAAACAAUCGUCCAGUGGCGCGGCUGACCGUCUGGGAAAGGCUGGGAAAGGAUUUUUCGGUAAAAUCACAAGAAGUGGGAGCAGUAACGAGCGUGAGCUGGCUACUGAUGACACAUAUACUUGCCGUAUCAUCAACCUCCCCCUCGUUGAACAAACUCGCCGGACGAGGAUAUCGAAAAGAUUGGAAGCAUCAAAGGAUAAAACUGAGUAUUGGAUGCCUGCCCUCCCCUGGAGAUGUAUUGAUUAUCUAAAUUUUAAGGGCUGUGAGGAAGAAGGCCUUUAUCGGGUUCCAGGGAGUGGAAAGGAUGUUAAACAUUGGCAAAGGCGGUUCGAUUCAGAACUCGACAUUAAUUUGUUUGACGAACCCGACCUGUAUGAUAUCAACACAAUCGGAUCGAUGUUUAAGGCGUGGCUCCGCGAGCUACCUGACGAAAUUUUCCCCAAGGCCACGCAGGCAAUGAUCGCAGAAAAAUGUAUGGGCGCCACUACGGCUCCACAACUUUUGAAGGACGAAUUAUCCAAACUGCCCCCAUUCAACUAUUAUCUUCUCUUCGCCAUAACCUGUCACCUGAGCCUUCUCCAUUCCUACGUCGACAAAAACAAAAUGGAUUACCGCAAUCUAUGCAUAUGCUUCCAACCCUGUAUGAAAAUCGACGGUUUUUGCUUUCAAUUCCUAGUCUGCGAUUGGAAAAAUUGCUGGCAAGGCUGUUGGACAGAAAAGGAGUUUCUGGAAAUCGAGCUGGAGGCGGAAAGACAGGCGACAGAAGGUGGUCAUAGCGCUGUCAUUGAGGAUAGAGUGGUGUCUUCAUCUGGAAGUAGCCAGGAUCCGAAUAUGAAUCCGGUUUCCAAUUCCAAUGACGUUCGGACACAGACAUCCAGCCCCUCAACGAGUCCGAGGAGGGGGCGAAAACCCACGCCGCUUAACAUUAACGGCUCACAUUCGUCCCAGCUUCCUGAGCUUGGUCCUCCCUUAUCACCCAUCAAAAUUUAG